AUGGACGAGAAAGACGAAGGUCAGUCUAGUCAAGAUGGUGGUAGUCUUGAGAUGGAGAUAUCUCAACCUACACCAACAAAAGACAGAAAAGUUCAUGGCAAACAUGAGCACAUUACUGAAGAAGAAAGGCCAAGUCAAACUGAAGAUUUUGAAGAAGAAGAACCUCACCAGCACUACGCAGGAGAUUUUGAAGAGAGGAUUCAACAAACAAGAGCUAAUCUUUCAGUACGAUUCCAAAUGAAGGAGCUUGGAGAAUCAAAACAUUUUAUUGGUCUUGAAGUGGAGCAGAAUAAGAAUGAGAUAUUUCUAUGGCAACAGAAAUAUGCAUGUGAUCUUCUAGAAAAAUAUGGGAUGGUUAAUUGCAAGUCUAUGUCAACUCCAAUGGAGGUUAAUGCAAGGUUAUGUUCAGUCGAAGUGAGAGUUAUUAGUCAGUUUAUGCAAAAACCGGUGAAACAUCACCUGGAGGCGGUACAACGGAUAUUGAGGUACGUGAAAGGGACUAUUGACUAUGGAAUCCUGUACCCCAAUGAUGAACAGUUUGAAGUUGUCGGAUACCAUGAUGCUGACUAUGCUGGUGAUCUCGACACACGUCGGUUGAUUACUAGGUAUGUGUUUAAUCUGGGUUCUGGAGCAAUCUCUUGGUGCAGCAAGAGACAACCAACAGUGUCACUAUCAAGUACGGAAGCAGAAUACAAAGCGACAACUAUGGCUACAAAAGAAUGUGUGUGGUUGACGCAAUUACUCAAGGAUCUGCAUCAACCAAUUGAUCGGGGAAUCAAAUUAGCCUGUGAUAAUCAGUCUGAAAUACGUUUAGCAGAGAAACCUGUUUUUCACGCAAGGACAAAACAUGCGGAGGGACAUUAUCAUUUUGUCUGA
Molecule: messenger RNA, 876 nt
Organism: Beta vulgaris subsp. vulgaris (sugar beet)
Lineage: Eukaryota; Viridiplantae; Streptophyta; Magnoliopsida; Caryophyllales; Amaranthaceae
Exons: 3
Coding region: 1-876 (291 amino acids)
Source: RefSeq, a predicted model, not a curated record